AAAAUCAUCAACGAACUACUCAUCAGUGGCAUUCAAAGCCUUAGCUCAGUUGAACGUGAGACUUGAUCAUUGCGAAACGCAAAACAGCUUGGCAGUUCGGUAGAAAAAUGAUGUCAUUUAAAAUUUUGUGUAUUUUCGCAAUUUUUGCUGGAAAUUUUGUGAGUAACUCUCACCAACAAGAUGUGACCAAACUUCCCGACGUUGAAGGUUACAAGCUGCACUGCAUCGAAGCAAGCGGAAUCACCGAAUCAUCUGCCACAAAGCUACAAAGUGAAGAUGAAAUAGCAAGCCCCGAUAUGGCAACCAAGUGCUACGUCCAGUGCUUCUUCCAGCGGCUGAGGCUGAUGAAUGAAAAGGGCGAGGUGCAGAAGGACACCCUGACCAAAUUCUUAACUAAGGUCGUCGACGAGGAGAAGGCCAAGGCGAUGGUGGCCAAGUGUGACACCCGGCGGACCAACCCGUGCGAUACGGCCUACGAUAUGUUUGUUUGCUACCAGAAGAACAAGGCGAAGCUGUUUUGAGUUGUGUGAUUAUGUUUGAUGAUGUUGAUCAGUAAUAAAAUUGUAUAAUCAGUU
Culex pipiens pallens (northern house mosquito) is the source of this 575-nucleotide messenger RNA. Its product is annotated as general odorant-binding protein 56d-like. NCBI's taxonomy places the organism in Eukaryota, Metazoa, Arthropoda, Insecta, Diptera, Culicidae. Bases 108 to 521 code for a protein of 137 amino acids. Gene Ontology annotation, molecular function: odorant binding. The transcript has 3 exons. Gene Ontology annotation, biological process: sensory perception of smell. The record is from RefSeq and is a predicted model, not a curated record.